AUGACCGUGGACAUGGACUACCCCUUCCAUAUAUACAUAACUGACUGGACCCUUAGAAGAAUCACACGAUCCGUAUUCGAUCCUUCAGGGGCCAAUCUUCCGACAUCAUCAGUAUUUUUCGAGGGUUUUGAUGGCUUAACCGGUCUAGUAGUUAGAAAUCGUGGAAGUAGUUAUGCGCCGUCAGGAUCAUGUAAAGGUUCGGAUGAAAGCAUAUGCUUCACAUCUUCAAAAUUUGUUUGUAAAUCCAAAUUUCUCGACCAAACCUCUCAAAAAUGUUCAUUGUCAAAGAACUUUGUGGCCAUUGCUGACUUGAACUCCAUAAAGUUCAUGAACCUUGACCUCGUGGCCCCUGCUAGUGAAAUCAAUCAUGUGAUGACUGUGGUGCAGGGUGAUUCCUAUAUGGCUAAUAUUGCCGCUCUGGCUUACUAUAACGACAGUCUCAUAUAUUUCAAUAUUUUUGACAACACAUUCAACUCCUUAAACCUGGUCACAUUUCUGACCACACCAAUCUACCGGGUAAACCACAUCGUUGAGAGCAUGUUGCAGCACGACAACGUUCUAUACUGGUCAGACAGCAACUAUGGACUUAUAUGCUACCUGUCACUGCUCAAUCCAAGCAGCGGUCAUAAGAUUCUACGACAAAAACUGAGCAAGCCGAGAGAUUUGGCUAUCCUUAGAGGUGAGUUAUAUUGGACAGAAUGGGGCAAAUCGCCAAAAGUAGCCAAAAUCGCCCUGCCUGAGUCAGCUUCCUCUGUCAAAGAAACAGUCAUUGUCAUACCCUCCCCAUUGGCCAACUUGUCCCUGACGUGGCCAAAUGGGUUGGUGUUUGACGGGGCAACUGAUGCAAUCCCACCAGCGAUGGUUGAAACGCAGUUAACGGACGACAUCACGCAUAUUUACGAUAUCGGCUUCAUCAACCAGAACAUCUUCUACACGGAUAUGCUAACCGGAUCGUUAAACGUGAUCCCACUGGACACCGGAAGGAGUUCAGUGGUUAUAGACAACCUAAUUAGGCCAUCGCAGUUUGUCAUUAGAUAUACCACCUCUCCGUCCAACUAUUGCAAUCCUGUAGUCAAGAAUAAGGUGUGCGGUUCUGACCCGAACAUUGCAUGCAAGUCAAUCCUUGGUAGCAUGGUUGAGUGUUCAUGUGUCGAUCAAGUCAAUUAUGUCUACGUUAAAUCUUCGAAAGCUUGCGCCUGUAAGUAA
Molecule: messenger RNA, 1206 nt
Organism: Helobdella robusta
Lineage: Eukaryota; Metazoa; Annelida; Clitellata; Rhynchobdellida; Glossiphoniidae
Exons: 8
Coding region: 1-1206 (401 amino acids)
Source: RefSeq, a predicted model, not a curated record